This is a messenger RNA of Glarea lozoyensis ATCC 20868, 1038 nucleotides long. RefSeq lists its product as uncharacterized. The transcript has a single exon. The coding region runs from base 1 to 1038 and encodes 345 amino acids. Lineage: Eukaryota; Fungi; Ascomycota; Leotiomycetes; Helotiales; Helotiaceae. The record is from RefSeq and is a predicted model, not a curated record.
AUGGAAAGAUUCCAACCCCUCCGUCGCCGCCGUCGAACAACGCGUCAGGCGAAAGACUACAUUAAAGUCGCCCUCCGAAACCGAAACCGCCUUUUUAAAACCGCAAUCCGUCCUCGCGCACUCCCCAAAACCACCACCCUCCGAGUCACCAAUAGAUCUCUUCCACCCCUAGAAUCAACCCGCGCAUCUCUCCCCCUACACCUCAAACAACUCCCUCAACCAUCAAUCUCACCCUCCCCCUCAAUUACUGGACAUGGCACAAGAAAAUCCCCACGCCUCGCCGAAAGUCCAGUACAACUGAUCCUAAACACUCCACCAACGCCGCGACGGAACACCAUCUACCAAAAAGACAUCACGCUAACCCCCGACAUCGCGAAAUCAAAAUCCAUCCGCAUGGCCAACGCACGCAACAAAUUACGCCGCAUCGAAGGCCAUAUGUUCCGCGAAGAGGAAAUGGACGAGGAGGUCUGGCUCGGCGGGAACUUGUGGUUUCGUGUCGAGGACGAGGGACUCGAGGGCCCGGAUUUUAAUGUCCAGGAUGCAUUCCAGGAAAAUCCGGAGGCGUGUAUGAAAGUGCUGGAUUACCUGCUCGAUGACCCCGGGGAUGGGUUUUGGAAAGGCGAGAAAUUACGCACGCCUAGAUUUAAUGUGGCGUGGGAGAAAAGGAAUGUACGUAUCUCGCGCGUGGUUCAAAGAGUGAAUCUGCUGUUGUUGCGGUGUUGUUGUAAACUCAAGGGCUUGAAGAAGGGAUCUGAAUACAGCCCUGAGAGUGUCGGGCUCGGCGAUGCGAUGAUCGCGUUGUGUGUUGCGGAGAGUGCGGAGGUGGGAUAUAUGGUUUGUAAAUGUAGGGUUUAUAUCGGACUUUGUUUUCAGAGGCUGGGGAGGUGGGAGGAUGCUGUAAGGUCGUGGGAGAUGGCGGAGUUAGUGGGUGUUCUGGGGUGGGAGGGGAGGAUGCGGUAUUUGAUGAGGUCGGUGAGGAGGGAGAGCAAGGGCUUGAGGCCUUUGAGGGUUUUGGGGCGGGGGGUUAGGUUGGGGUAG